AGUUAAGCCUCACCCUGCCCAUGUUGUUCUUCAUUCUAAAGUCGUAAUGACUCUCUUCGCCCUGCCGCUCUCAUGGCAGAAUGGCCGCAUAUCUACCUCCGCCUCUUCAUUUCCCCAAACUGCUGGGCAAUCAACAAACAGAAAACGCAAGCGCAGCUUCCCAUUGAACUCGCCACCCCCUCCAUCCACAUUAUCUACUCUGCCAAAUUCUGUAUUUGAAUUUCCUUCCUCACCUGCGCCAAGUGCCAACCUCGAUUAUGUGACCAGUAACCCUUUGUCACUAAACGCCGACGAAACCAGGCAGUACAGAGCUGCUGGACUGGAACUUGAUAAAGAGUUGCCCAGCAAAACUUACACAGGGUUCCCACAUAUGAAUUUACCAUGGGAAGCCGGGCUUACUACUGACGAUGAGGAGCGGCAAGAAUCGAAAGCGGAAUUAAGCGCCAUCGAAAGAGGCAGCAAACCUUCUCACCUGAAAGUCCGGCACCUAGGUGUUUUGACGGCUAUUCUGCAGCGAUGUCUGGCGGAAGGCGACAUACCGCGAGCAUCUAAGGCAUGGGCAUUACUUCUACGAGCUCAAGUAGGAGGUAAAGGUGUUGAUCUUCGAUCCACAGGGUAUUGGAGUUUGGGUGCGGAGCUCCUCAUACGAAGAGGGGAGCAGCUUGCAGCCAACGGCAGAAGCCAUGAGGAUGAUAUUGAAGAAACUUAUCCUCUAGACCCCCAGGACUCUGGAGUUGUAUCCUGGGGCACAGCUGAAGGGCUAGAAAGGGCAAAAGAUUACUACGCCCGGCUUAUCCUUCAACAUCCCUACAAACGGCAAUAUUCUACUGCCACUUCAGCACUCGAUUUCUGGCCUGCAAUGCUUAGCUGCGAGAUCUACGGCAUUCAAAGCAAACAGCAGCAAUCACUGCAUCAGCUAGCCAUGCGUCAAAGUGACAGCAAUAACGGUUCUGCCUCUGACCAUGAAGACUCUUUAUCUGAUGGAGAUUCUGAUCAUAGCGGCGAUGAAAGUCUCGGCGCCACGCAGGAGGAAGUAUACUUUGCAAGGCGCACAAAGCGUGAAUCGCGCGCAGCGCAACGGCAUCAAUUGAGGAGUUGGAAGAAGAAGGAAGAGGUGCGCAUGCACGCUAGAAGUGCGGCGGAGAAAGUUGCAACGCGCAUAGAUGAGAUAAUGACGACGCCGCCAUUUGUGGAUAGCCAUGUACUACACCGCUUGCGGGGGUAUUUAGCCUUGUAUAUCGGAGAUUUGUGCAUCCUUUCGUCUUGGGAGCAAAAGGCUGACAGUGAAUCGGAGAGGGCGUCGGCGUGGGUGAGGAGGUCGGAGGCGGAGAGGGGUGAGCUACUUAAGAAGGAGAUGAUAGAGGUGGCGAGAGCGCACUUUGAUGUGGCCAGGCGAAGAGGAGGACAUAUCCCGGACUGGGAGACAGAGGAAACUACGGUUGGGUAUGAGGACGAAUCUGCUUAGGCCGUGGCUCUCUGGAUUGACGUCGCGAGCCUUCACUAUUCUACCGGGGAGGGGAUGUUGAAUUUGGACUCCACUCACAAAUCAUAACCAUAUUUCAGGUAUAUAGUGUAGCUGUGGAACACCCAGUAUAAACAUACUGAAAAUGGAGUCAUAGACUAUCUUUGAGCAAAUUGGGGUUUUAUAAGCAGUUAUCGGUCGAUCUUCCAGCAAAUUAACAAAGUCAACCUCGGUAGAUGUGAAAGUGUUGACACCAUAGCCUUGUCCAAAAUGUCCCAGUGGUAUUCUAUUCGUGUCUUACUACAGACUAUGUAAUUCUAGUAAUCUAUUUAAAGUUUGCUCUGUCUCCAUAAUAUUUUGAAGGCGAUUUAGUGAUUUGAUUGUUUUCGCCAAGACUAGUCACUUCUCUCACAAAGGCGCGUUUACAACUACGGUGUC
This is a messenger RNA of Pseudogymnoascus destructans, 1900 nucleotides long. RefSeq lists its product as uncharacterized. The record is from RefSeq and is a predicted model, not a curated record. Gene Ontology annotation, biological process: transcription initiation at RNA polymerase I promoter; nucleolar large rRNA transcription by RNA polymerase I. Lineage: Eukaryota; Fungi; Ascomycota; Leotiomycetes; Thelebolales; Thelebolaceae. Gene Ontology annotation, cellular component: RNA polymerase I core factor complex. The transcript has a single exon. Gene Ontology annotation, molecular function: RNA polymerase I core promoter sequence-specific DNA binding; TBP-class protein binding; RNA polymerase I general transcription initiation factor activity. The coding region runs from base 47 to 1465 and encodes 472 amino acids.